Molecule: messenger RNA, 13649 nt
Organism: Porites lobata
Lineage: Eukaryota; Metazoa; Cnidaria; Anthozoa; Scleractinia; Poritidae
Source: the annotation of a GenBank genome assembly
AUGGCGUCGGUCAACUCUUCGAAGUCCCAUCGAUUCGUUGAUUUCCUCCCUUCAAUUAGGCCAUCUUUUCUUUCAGUGGUGCUACUUUUUGUUUGCGGAUGUCUCUGGGUGAAGAAUGAAACAACCAACGAGCGACUGAUAACAUUGGAAAUGCGCAUCAACAUGUCUCCAGUGGUUCUUGUUGAUACUGGCUGCACUAAGGAAAACUGUGAAAGAACGACUCGUAGGCCAAAAGAAGAUUCCACGAGAUAUCUUUUAAAGAAAAUUCAGAGAGAAAGCAAGUUCAGCGAUACAUCAGGUUAGGGGUUAGAUCACCAGAGUACAAAAAAAUUUCCCUUGUUUUUUUAAACUAAGCUUAUUGUUGGGGGAAUUUCAUUUAAGCCAUACAAGCGUGUGUGGAGCCAGCGGGAAUGGAUUUUUAGCUCCUAGCUUUUGGACUGAAAUAUGUCAAAAUUUUGUGCUUGCUGGAACCAGGGCCUGGAAAUCGGUAUGCUCUCUUGUGAUGUGUCUCUUGAGAAACGGGUAGUGUUUCAGUUCUGCGGUAUGUCGCACACCCCCAGCCGACAUUUUCCUGAAGUUUCUCAGGGAGCUUAUCGUAUUAUGCGGGCAAGUUGAGUGACCCUGUGUUCGAGUCUCAAAAUUGUUUGCUUAAUCUUGUAAGUUCAAAUCAUUGAAGAAUAAGUGCAUAUUAUAAGGAUAUUAUGAGCAGACAGCAAAGCUCCACCGGCUUUAUAUAUAGUUUUCACAAUGACGUCGUCAAAUUGUAAAGUCAAAAUACCGAGGUUUUACGAAUUCUUAUUUACACUAGGUUAAAGAUAAACAAAAAAUAAAUCUUUGCACAAGUUUGCAUUCCCGUAGCAUAUUUCAUUUCGAACAUACAGCAAUUUGAACUACCGAGUUUUUACAGUGCGUGACGCCAAAAUAGGAAUGCUGUCUUGUUGAAAAAAAAAGCCUCUCCUCUUGAUUUUUAGGAGUAUAACCAUUUCAAGUAUUAGAAGAUAUGUUUAUGCGCACGUAUGCCAGUUCUGGAGUUAGAAGAAAGAGCUUUUUUAGAAAAAGUGAACUCCAGAUGUUUUUGUUGAUUUCCGGCGGCCAUAUUGGUGCACCAAAAAUGUACACCAGUAUGGCGUCUCCAUACAAAGCUUUACAAAGGUGCAUGAAACGUUUCGGCAAAUAACUCAGAAACUGUGGGCCACAAAGACCUGUAACUUGGACAAAUCGUUUAUAGCGGAGCUCCACCCGUACGCGAAGCGCGCGCGUGGACGGAGCCCCAUAGCUAAGGAAAUGUGGUAAUCUACCCAUCCGAGAAAAUUUGGUAAUCACGUGACCGUACGCCCGACCGUCCGUCCGCACCACAGGGCAACCAAUGUUUACUCUCACACUUUCUAGCCAGUUUGGUAGCCCAAUAGAAAACUAAUUGCACAUCAACGUUGUGAUCAGUUGACAGCUGUCAAAACAGGAUAUCCGCUGACCAGUAUCACCUGACCGUAGCGCGGGCUCAAGUGUCGACCCAUCGAGGUCGAGUACUUUUUUGAAGUUAUCCGCUGACAAAUUACCAGUUUCAAAUGAUCGCAGGCUCAAGUAUAUUUUUUCCAAUGGCUCAUAUGAAAUAUGUCGUGUUUAUGUCACUAUGGCCCCGCACUGUCAAGAUUUUGAUUUCAAACUGACCUCGGACGCGAAAAUUCAGCCACUUUUUUAAAAAUAAAGGCGGGGAAGACCUUUUCUUACCAUUGUCACGCGUUGGUCACGCUCUACGUCCAAUUUUUGUACUCUGAUUGGUCAAAAUUUGACAGGUGAGUUCAUGCUGAAAAUUUAUGCAGCAUCUUGAAAGUUGCUUACUUUGACAGCUAAAGCUGACAGAGUUUUGUGUCAACUUGUGAUGUUUUUAACUGUCUUUUUCCACUGGAUGUACAAAAUGAAAUAUAGCUGCUAUCAAGAGUCUUCUGUUAUCCAUGGCUGGUUUGUUUAUUGGGUUUUUGGUUGAGAAAUGCGUCGCUUGUCAAAAUUGGGUAAUCCGAUUUCGGAUGGCAUCGUUUUCGUCUUUCACCUUGCUCAAUGCGUAAGAGGGUUUAAAAGUCUCAAGCAACUAUGGCCUUCCUUGAUAUCUUUCAGGAACUGAAAGAUGUUUUGAUGUUUGUUUUUGUUAUAUCUAAUUUCAUGAAGUCGAGCACAGUUUAUGCGGCAAGUUUUUGCACGUUUGUUAAAGAUUUGAGUCAAUGAUCUGAUCUAGUAUCAGGUUUGAUAUAAGCUUACAGAACUUUAAAAGGCCUUCAGAUAGAUUUUCUCAGGGCAUAUAGAAAAAAAACGUUCCGAAGAAUAUUUAGCUAUAAAUUUGGCUGUAGAAAGAAAACUUUGAGUGAUUUUCUUGCUUCGAGGAGUUCAUCUUUGGAAAAAAAAAAAACAAACACCGGGCAGCCGGCUGAAAGUAAAAACAUAGGCACGUUAAACGUGCAUGAGCUAUUUUGAAUGCUUCAGUGUAACUUUAAUGCUUCGGUGAUUAAUCUACCUCUUUCAUCCUAAAUGUAGAUUGGGUUUUCAUGCGAAAUUGCGUAUUGCGGUACAUAAAUGAAAACGCGAAACGCUCUGCUGAGUCGAUCCUCAAGCUCUAUGUUCACUUUCCUCCGUCCUUCCCUGUUACAUCAUGCAAGUUAAACAAAUCAUUAAAGUGAAAUAAAUUUCUACUCACCAAACGUUGAUUAGAAGAAAAACUCUAAGGUUUCCUCGGAGUUUCUUAAGCCAAAAUGUAACUCAUCUAAUACUGAAUAGUUACGAAAUACCAGGAUUUUUAUCAUUGUGGUAGAUGGUUGCAUCAUAAUAAUUCACGAGGUUUUCACGUGCGAUUCUACUCAGUGAAACAUGUCUUGAACUCCGACAACUUAUUUCUUCAUGUUUUAAAAGCUAUUGCUUCUCAAAAGACAAGAGCCUUUUUUAAGGCAUUGGUUACAAAACGAAACAGGUCUUCAUACGUCCAUGUUACUAUUUAUCAUUGUGAAAAGCCAAUCUGCAUGAGAUGUACAGUCACACAGCUGGCACGUGAAAGUGUUGGACUUUGCCCCAUUUCGUCGUUCGUACAUGAGGGAAUUCGAAUUAUCAUUCAGUAAACUAGUAAACAGAUUUAUAAAAAUAACUCACGCACACAAUUUGCACGUGAAGAUGUUGGUCUUUGGCCCUUUUACAAUUCGUACGUUAAAAAAAGGCAAAUUGUUGACUAUAAAAUUUUCUCAAACGAUUUUAAGAAAUCACCUCGGCUUCAUUAUAACAUCUGCAAUUAAAUUAUGUUUCAUGCAACGUCAAGGUUGAUGCACCGUAUUCACAAAUGGCGGACACGCGGGAAAAAGCUGGUGCCUAGUCAUGAAAGCGAGGCGUUGGAGGGUAAACAAAAAUUGCAAAUGAUGACUUUCAGUGAACUUGCAGAGUGUUUAGCACGGAUUCCACCUAAAAUAACUUUUUACGGACUUCUUUUUAAAUACAAUUACGCGGGAUGUCUUCUGCUUUUAAUGUUUAGUAGCUAUUUGCUGUUUGCAAUCAAAAGGGACGCGUAUAUCUUCAGGAAACAGGAUGAAUUUGUAGGUUUCCGAAGCAUCAGAGGCUCGAAGAGUAGGCGAUUCGCUGGAGAAAAGCGGCAAACAUUUUGGCCCAAACUUCUGAAUUUGAUAGACUCGCGUGUUAUUAUUGACGCUGUAAUCCAGUAAUUCUAAAGCAGUUUUUAGCGUUGCUUCCCUGUGAAAUGUAGUGUAUAUAGUGAAAUGUAGUAUAUAUAGUGGAGGAUCAAAAAUGAGUCAAAGUGGCAGUACGACAACAAAGCCUGUGCCUGCUCCUCGAAGAGGGAGAAAGCCGAAAGAGCCGAGGGCUUUGGACAAAUUGUAGAAUGUGCGGCUGUUGUUUCAAAACACAGUUCGGCAAUUUUACGAAUGGAUGGAUAAGCUCGGAAAAUGCGUUUGUUGCGCCUACCAGAAAAGGGGAAACAUUACCAAAGUGGACCGACCUACUGAAAAACGAACUUUUCGUUGUCCUCGAGGAAGGAGAAUUUUUCUCCACAAGAGCACUUUGCUCUCCGUGCGAAACAACGGUUAGAAAUUGCGCAGGGAAAUUGCACGGCGAUGCUUUCGCAAAUUAGAGAAGAACUGAACACGCCAACUGACAAUGAACAAUUAUUGCGAUUGAAAAGAAUGAGUAAAUCCCCUCAUUCCAAACCACGUCUUGGUGAUUUAGCUCUGUAAAUUACUAUCUGUGAGAAUUUAAAAUCCUUCCAAAAAUGCUAACGAGCUGGGCCCAGCGUGACAAAACAUUGCAGGAAAAAGUCACAUUCACGGGACACAAAGAAAAUGGCUUAAAAUUAUUCAAAUUCAGGUGGCACUUUGGAGAAAUGAAAUAACCUAAAACCCUUAAUCAGCCGCAAUGAAGAGCUUUACAUUUCUAAAGGGGCCAAGAAAGAAAAUGCUCUUGCGUCAGAGGGCAAAUCAUGCCUACCAGAGAAAAUCAAUAUGCGUGUCACGACCCGAGUCAGUAUGAAAUAUAUUUAAUAAGCGGCCAAAACUCACAUUUGCUCAGUCAAAACGUUUUCCUCCAAAGCAUAAUCUACUCAACAGAGAAAAGAAUUCAUUGGAACAAGCGGCAUGUUUGCAUGAGGUAAAAGUCGUGUGUUUCCUACCGAUCCCGCUUUUUUAGCCAGGAGAGAUAACAAUGACGGUCGGCCGUUGCACGAAACUUGAAGAACUCUUUGCAUGAACAAACAUCCGAUAAAUAAGGCUUUUGUCAAAUCCUGUUGGUAGAACACAGAAAACAUCCUUUCCCCUGAGUAGCAACUCCAAAGCUUCGCUCUGCUCCGAUUUUAAAACAAAUCCCAAUUCUUGCGAGCAAAUCCAGGCGAUCAACAUCUGUCAUUUUACAGCGAAAGCUUUAGCAAUUCAUCACGGUAUGGAACAACGUGAAUGACAUGUUGAAAACAUUACUUGACAGCUUGGUGACAGCCUGCAUCGAAAUUUAGCCAAUGGGAAUUGCCCGUGGCUGGGAGAAGCGGGUAAUUCGAACGAAUAUAACGUAUGCAAAACGGACAGUCCGUAUUUUUAGCGUCUCUCCCCAGUCUCGCUCUCUGUUUUCAGCCUCAUUCCAGACCUUUUGUUUGACUGCUCGCGCGUACUUGAAUACUCAAAAAUACGGACUGUUUUGCAGUCUAUUGUGAAUGCGGUGUAUAACCUAACAAAAUUUUAUUAACAUUUGUGAAACAGUCUUUAACUCCUACAACUUAUUUCGUCAUGUUUUAAAAGCCACUGCUUCUUAAAAGACAAGAGCCUUUUUAAGGCAUUGGUUACUAAACGAAACAGGUCUUGAUCAUACGUCCAAGUUAAUAUUAUUAUUGUGAAAAGCCAAUCUGCAUGACAUGUACAGUCACACAGCUGGCUCGUGAAAGUGUUGGACUUUGCCCCCUUUCGUGGUUCGUACGUGAGGGAAUUCGAGUUAUCACACAGUAAUCUAGUAAAAAGAAUUAUAAAAAUAACUCAUGCACACAAUUUGCAGGUGAAGAUGCUGGUCUUUGGCCCUUUCACAAUUCGUACGUAAAAAAGAGGCAAAUUGUUUUACUACAAAAUUUUCUCAAACGAUUUUAAGAAAUCACCUCGGUAGCUCCGAUCGCUGAACUUUUUUUUCUCAGCCAUCGCAGCCAUCACAGCGAUCGUAGCGAUAAUACGGAAACCACCCUUAAGUUAUGCAUCUUUACUAAAUAAAAUACGUUUCAAUAACUAUAUUACUUAGUAAUAAGGAAAGAUGUAUCACGUUGUUCACUUCACGAAAAACGACUGUUGAACUUUGUAAGCGAGAAAAUAAAGAUUGUUUACACGAUUAACAAUACUCGGUACAACUUCCAAAACAAAUAAACUGCCUUUCAAACAUCUACAACCAAAGUCCAUACCUAAAUACCAAUUAUUGUCUCACUGGAAGAGCUUUGAAAAUAUACGAUCUUUUAUACUCUACCUUGAAGCACAUGAAACACAACUCAUAAAUACGUGCGUUAAUACCGUUAACGAUAGCCGAAUUUGGUCAGAAAUGUCUUGAAGUAGCUUCAACACUAAAAUAUGAACCCUUAAACAACUGCAUCACUGUACACAGCGUUUGAAUAAUGAAGAUAUUUAAUAUAAUGUUUCCAAACACCUGUAGCCGUAAUAAAAGACGAAAAAAUUGUGAAGAAUAAAGAUGGCGGUCUCAAAGUGCCCUUGUUCGACCUUUACCAAUGUCAUGUUUAAGUAGAUGCUAAGAUCUCAUUGGUUCCUAAGCAUCAACUAAUAGUACCUUCAACCUUAUUGGCUCUUGCAACAAACAUCCGAACAUACAAAGUUACAAAGAUACAAAGUUACAAAGCCACAAAGAUAGAUACGCUCACACCACUGACAUAUGAGCUAUUUUCUCAAAAUAGCUCAAUAAGACGUAAACAAACGUCCUUAUUAAAUUCAACACACUUAAAACAAAAACUCAGCACUUGGGUAUAUGAUGAACAAACACUUGUUUUCUUCGUAAUACACGAAGAAUCCACCUUAUUCAAUCUCAACUCUAUAAACUCACAAAACACCUCUUUCAAUAAGUCAGCAAAAAUAGUCCGUUCGAAAUAAAUGCUCACAAAAGAAUUUAGUGUUGUACCUAUUGCUGACGGCGUAUGCGUUGUAAGCAAACGAGCAUUAAAACGAAUACUGUGUUUUGGCCCAAUAAUCGACAAUAUUUGUAAGAUCUACCUUGAUUAAACAUAGGCACGUUUAACGUGCAUGAGCUAUUUUGAAUGCUUCAGUGUAACUAUAAUACUUCGGUGUAACCUUACCAAGAGUGAUGAAUCUACCUUUUUCAUCCUAAAUGUAGAUUUGGUUUUUGUGCGAAAUUGGGUAUUGCGCUGCAUAAAUGAAAACGCGAAACGCUCAGCUGAGUCGAUCCUCAACCUAUGUAUUCACUUUCCUCUGUCUUUCCCAAUUACAUCUGGUGCAAGUUAAACAAAUUGCUAAAGUAAAAUAAAUUUCUACUCACCAAACGUUGAUUAGAAGGAAAACUCUAAGGUUUCCUCGGAGUUUCUUAAGCCAAAAUGUGACUCAUCGAAUACUGAAUAGUUACGAAAUACCAGGAUUUUUAUCAUUGAGGUAGAUGGUUGCGUCAUCAUAAUUCACGAGGUUUUCACGUGCGAUUCUACUCAGUGAAACAGUCUUUAACUCCGACAACUUAUUUCUUCAUGUUUUAAAAGCUAUUGCUUCUUAAAAGGCAAGAGCCUUUUUUAAGGUAUUGGUUACAAAACGAAACAGGUCUUCAUACGUCCAAGUUACUAUUUAUUAUUGUGAAAAGCCAAUCUGCAUGAGAUGUACAGUCACACAGCUGGCACGUGAAAGUGUUGGACUUUGUCCCCUUUCGUGGUUCGUACGUGAGGGAGUUCGAGUUAUCACACAAUAAACUAGUAAACAGAAUUAUAAAAAUAACUCUUGCACACAAUUUGCACGUGAAGAUGUUGGUCUUUGGCCCUUUUACAAUUCGUCACAGAUGGCACGUGAAAGUGUUGGACUUUGCCCCCUUCCGUGGUUCGUACGUGAGGGAAUUCGAGUUAUCACACAGUAAUCGAGUAAACAGAAUUAUAAAAAUAACUCAUGCACACGAUUUGCAUGUGAAGAUGUUGGUCUUUGGCCCUUUUACAAUUCGUACUUAAAAAAAAACGCAGAUUGUUUACUACAAAAUUUUGUCAAGCGAUUUUAAGAAAUCACCUCGGCCUUAUUACAACAUCUGCGAUUAAAUUAUGUUUCAUGCAACGUCAAGGUUGAUAGCCUGACAUUUGGAAAAGAAAAUUAUCAAACUGCCGAAAUAUAUAUUUCUGCUCAUAUCAUGUUACUCCACUCAAUAAAGCAGUACCUAAUUAUUGUGUCAACUAGCUUCUUCCAAUUUUAUUUCCUAACGCUACUGUUUCUACCUAAGUUUAUACGCAUCUUUACUAAAUAAAAUACGUUUCAAUAACUAUAAUGCUUAGUAUGCAGGAAGGAUGUAUCAUGUUGUUCACUUAUUAUUCCUUUUUGUUGUUGUUUUGCCGGAACGAAAAAGGUCUGUUGAACUUUGUAAGUGAGAGAAUAAUAUUUCUACAGCUUGUUUACAGGAUUAACAAUACUCGGUACAGCUUUUAAAAAAUAAGCUACUUUUUAUUUUAUUUAUUAUUUAUUUAUUAUUUUCCCACAAUAAAGAUUACACAAGCAUUACAUUAUACAAAGAUGUGGCGAGGGGACCUCAGAAAACCACAAGGCUUGUACGAGGAGGCCCCCUCGUUACAAUAAUAUUAAGCAAUAGAACUAUAACAACACACAACAACGGACAGUACAAGACGCAUUAUCGAUAUAGUAGAAAAUCAAAAACUUUCGUUUUAAACGAUUGCAAUGUAAAAAUCGAAGUGACUGAGUUUGGUAAAGAAUUCCAAAUUUUAGGGCCUUGGAACAAAAUAGAAAAUUGUUUGGUGUUAGUUCGGCAGGCAUGAGAACGGAAAUGCGAGGAACUUCUAGUAUUAUAAGGUUGAUAGCGUAACAUUCAUUUCCUUCCAAGAAAAUUAUCAAACUGCCGAAAUAUAUUUCUACUCAUAUCAUGUUAUUCCACUCAAUAAAACAACAUGCAAUUAGUGUCAACCAGCUUCUUCCAAUUCUAUUCCCUAACGCAACUGCUUCUACUUAAAGCCUGGUUUCCAUAUGAUUGCUACGAUCGCUGUCAUCGCUGACAAAAAAAUAGUUCAGCGAUUGUAGCGAUCAUAGCGAUCAUAUGGAAAUGUCUGCAAUCCCUGGAAGGUGGUUUGCUUAUGAUCGCUAUUAUAGCUCCGAUCGCUGAACUUUUUUUUCUCAGCCAUCGCAGCCAUCACAGCGAUCGUAGAGAUAAUACGGAAACCACCCUUAAGUUAUGCAUCUUUACUAAAUAAAAUACAUUUCAAUAACUAUAUUACUUAGUAAGCAGGAAAGAUGCAUCACGUUGUUCACUUAUUCAUGUUUUAACUGCCGCAACGAAAAACGUCUGUUGAACUUUGUAAGCGAGAAAAUAAAGAUUGUUUACACGAUUAACAAUAUUCGGUACAACUUCCAAAACAAAUAAACUGCCUUUCAAACAUCUACAACCAAAGUCCAUAACUAAAUAUCAAUUAUUGUCUCACUGGAAGAGCUUUGAAAAUAUACGAUCUUUUAUACUCUACCUUGAAGAACGUGAGACACAACUCAUAAAUACUUGCGUUAGUACUGUUAACGAUAGCCGAAUUUGGUCAGAAAUGUCUUGAAGUAGCUUCAACACUAAAAUAUGAACCCUUAAACAGCUGCAUCACUGUACACAGCGUUUGAAUAAUGAAGAUAUUUAAUAUAAUGUUUCCACUGAAACACCUGUAGCCGUAAUAAAAGACGAAAAAAUUGUGAAGAAUAAAGAUGGCGGUCUCAAAGUGCCCUUGUUCGACCUUUACCAAUGUCAUGUUUAAGUAGAUGCUAAGAUCUCAUUGGUUCCUAAGCAUCAACUAAUAGUACCUUCAACCUUAUUGGCUCUUGCAACAAACAUCCGAACAUACAAUGUUACAAAGAUACAAAGUUACAAAGCCACAAAGAUAGAUACGCUCACACCACUGACAUAUGAGCUAUUUUUUCAACAUAGGCACGUUAAACGUGCAUGAGCUAUUUUGAAUGCUUCAGUGUAACCUUACCAAGAAUGAUGAAUCUACCUUUUUCGUCCUAAAUAUAGACUGGGUUUUUGUGCAAAAUUGGGUAUUGCCGUACAUAAAUGAAAACGCGAAACGCUCAGCUGCGUCGAUCCUCAUGCUAUAUAUUCACUUUCCUCUGUCUUUCCCUUUUCCAGAUAAAAGAAUGUAAUAAUAGGCCGCAAUUAUGAAAGAAGUCUAUACUUUGACCCAAAAAUGGGGAAAUGAGGAACUUAUAUUCUCAGCUACAAAAGGAAAUCACUUGCUUUUAAAUUGAUGCUUCGAAUUCGUCCUCAAAUUAUGUACAGUGAAAUUUUGGCUGGAUUUUCAAAGGCUUUGAGAAAAUGAGAUCGGGGGGGGAGGGGGGUGGGUACUGCCUUUUAUGGGCUAUAUAGGUAUGUGCUGCUGUGAAGGAUAUGGUUUUCAAGACGUUUACUCUAGGAUAGGGUAUAUAAAUCAGUGCGUUUGGGUCUAGAAUAGGGUAUCAUUUUUCAGGAAACUAAUCAGUUGGUUGAAGAUUUUAUCUAGACUAGGGAUUGUGGUAUAAGGUUUUGUUUUGGCUAGCUUGUGCUAGUGUGGCCUGCGAACGGCAGACGUUUCUUCUCGCUCAUCGCCGCUGAGGGACGUUUGGCGUGAAGGAACGUCUGCGACUCAGUGACAAAAAUUCCAUACUGAUGACGUACAUCAAUGUUUACAUAAUAAAACCGGUAGUCAUGGGGUUCCACAUGCAAAUUUGUUCAAUUUUACUUUCCUCCUGGUCGAUUUUGGAAAAGCGUUGUGUUCAUCUGCGAAUGAGCUCCAGUAAACUCAAAUGCUUCUUCAAGAGAAGACUAUACUCCACAAAUAUUGACUGUUUUGUUAGAGAUUCAUCGUGUUUACAUUUGACCUUUGUGGCCUUUUGUCUGUCAUUUGUCAAUAAUAGCUAGAACAAUGAAACUACUCCGUCGACCAAUUAGCGAUUCUGACCGGAUUCCGGACAGAUUUUGCGUCAUCAGUAUGGAAUUUCGGUCCCUGAGUUGCAGACGUUCCUCCUCGCGUAACGUCCCUCAGCAGCGAUAAGCGAGGAGAAACGUCUUCCGUUCGCAGGCUAGUGCUAGUGACCUCGGUAGUUUCUGGAAAACAGCUACUCUAGGAUAGAGGGGAUUUGGGGAGUUUACUCUAGUAUAGGGUAGCAAAAUUCAGCUGAACUAGCUCUGGUAUAGGUUAAGGGUUCCAGGUUCCCAGCGGCACAUCCCCACCCAGAAAUUCCUAAAGUACCCCCACCCCCGCCGGAAUGAAAUCCAGUCAAGUCAUGAAUUUGACACUCAAAUUUGAAUUUUAAUCUGCAAACGACAUAAAAAACUAUGCUUUCAAGUGGUAUUUAAGCUACAAACGUUAAAGAAAACAAGACGGUGGAAUUUCAUGCCGACGAAGACUCAAUCAUAUCAGAGGAAAUUUUCCCAGCACUUAGUUUUCUUUUCCCUUAGCUUUAUCAGAUGAGUCAGAAGAUUCAAGAACAAGCGCAAAGUCAAGAAAUCGAAGACAGGUUUUGAACGUGACUUCAGCAACCAUCAAUAUGCAUGACGUGCGUCAAGAAAUCACCAAACAGUUUGAACAACUAAUGCCCUCCAACUACUGUAAGUCACAAGAGAGGGUAUGCCCUGUAGGUCCCCCCGGACUUCCUGGUCCCAUUGGUGUACGAGGACCGCGUGGCAGGAGGGGACCUACAGGAAAGAAAGGUAACCCAGGUAGCUUUGGACCACCUGGAAAAUCAGGAAUGGCUGGACUUCCAGGAUCUAGAGGAGAAAAGGGUGAUAAGGGCGAACCAGGAAAUCCGGGACCACCUGGGAGGCCUGGAGAAUCAAUAUCUGCUCCACAAGUGAUGGUAUCACCUGCAAAUCACACUAGAGAUGAAGGAAGAACUACGGUGAUUUAUUGUACGGUUGGAGGAAACCCUACUCCUACUGUCGAAUGGCGAUUCAAGGGCAGAAAGCUCCUGUCGGGAGCAAAGUAUUUGGUUGAAAAAGCAGAGCUGAUCAUCAGAAAUCUGAAUUACAGCGAUGCUGGGCAGUACAAAUGUGCGGCAAGAAACAUUCUUGGAUCGUCUGAGGCGUCUGGUGAUUUAAAGGUUCGAGGUAAGAAGAACAAUAAGCUUUACUACUUUGAAAAUUGAAAACCCUUUUGCAAGGCCGCUGAUGUGCCACCAGAAUUUUUUCUUAUCAAUGUCAGGGAUGGGCCAUGUUUCCUGGCUGAUUGCUUAUCUUAUUAAACGUGUUUUGCAAUAGGGUUCUGUUACAUUGCUAUUGAGGGAGCAGGAAGUCCAGGAGGGCGACUACCACUAUAAAAAGGGUGAUGGUGUGUGUUAAAAGUGUGCGUGAUGAUCGUAAGCAACGGAUAGAAUUAAACUCUCGUAGGAGAUCUAUCAGAACGUAGCUCAAGCUUUAUUUGUCAAGUCAGCCAAUGAAAUAAGAGAUUUUAAGAAGAUUUCUUGCAAUGAAGAUGCUGUCAUUAAAUGAUUUAAUGAUUUCUCUUUUUUCUUCGUCUCUUAGGUCUUCCGAUCUUUACCAAAAAACCCUCACCACUGGUCUCAAAAAUGGAAUCCACUCAAAUACAAGAAACCUGCCAGGCAGAAGGGUAUCCACCUCCCAAGUUGACCUGGAUCAGACUUGUUAUGCCUUUACCUGCUGGAAAGACCGAAAUUAAGGAAGGUAAACUAACUAUCAGGAAUUUACGACCAGUGGACAGCGGUUUGUAUCAGUGCGUAGUAACAAACAGCUUAGGAACCAAGAAGGCCACGAUGAACUUGUUUGUGCAAAGUAGACCAGCAGGUUUGUAUAUAGCACGUUAUGCCGACCUUAUAUAUCAUGAUCAGUAAAAAUAUAGAACACCUAAACUCGCGUAAAGAAACUAAACAAGCGGAUAAAAUGAACUAUUAAUAAUAAAAACGCUUAAUUAACGCACGGAAAAAGAAAAAACAAAACGAUUUCUGAAAAAUUGUUACACUUUGAUCUAACAGAAUGUGACACGAAAAUGACGUCAUCGCACACUGCACCUUUAAACUUGCACUUACACCUACAGUCACACCUGUGGACCCACAAAUUGAAGCCUCCGUAUGUCCCUUGUUUCUUUAGUUCGAAUUAAGUAAACUUAUAACGUUUGUAACAGAGCACGUUAUGUACCAUAAAACGGUGCUACAAGGCUGAAUCAGCAGACAUCCAUCUUGCAAAGUAUGUACCAGUGCGUCUCAACAACGAGGAAGCAUAAAAUUCCUCCCACAAUUUAAGGUCCACAAAGGAUUUGUUCGGGCAACGACGUUUGUAAAGCAAGGAUAUCGUGCUCCAUCACUCCCAAUAAGCAGAGUCAAUUCACCUUGGCAGAGCACGUAUGUUAUACAACGUACAAUGGUGCCUUAAGGCUGAAAAAUCUGAGUCUCUCUACCCUUUCUUUCCUUCAGCUAUCGAAAAAACAAUAACACCAACACAAACAAACAGACAAAUGAACAUUACGAAUAGUUGAACACGUGAUUAUUUUUUUCCUAGCUAACUGUGAUUGCUAUCGCAGCCGGCUCGGAAGCUUGCCAGGAAGUGGCUGGGUAUACUUUGUCGGGAAAGUUGACGCAAUCGAUUUCCAGACAAGUGGUGACGUUAUUCUCUCAGGGUACCGUCUGUGGGGAGUCAACAGCGGCUCAACUAGUUUCCGGGUCACGAUUCGUUUGUACCGUAGAAGCAACUUGAUCGCUCAAAAGACUGGGUCCUAUGCUACCAGUUCCAGUGUCAAGACGUUUGAGAUGCAUUUUUCCCAAGUGAUUUCGAUCCGAGCUGGUGUCACAUACACUGCAACAGCUAGAAUAGUUACAAGUAGAAAGUCCUUUUAUCUCACGCAUGGGCGGGCAAGUGCCUCUUGUUCUGGUGUCACAGUAAACUUCAAGUCCUCCUCAAAAGACUCAAACGGUUCAAGCCAGUCGGAAGGUCAAAUACCAGCUUUAAUUUUCCGUUCAUCUCAGUGCUAA